This is a messenger RNA of Empidonax traillii (willow flycatcher), 1131 nucleotides long. RefSeq names its product gamma-aminobutyric acid receptor subunit beta-1-like. Gene Ontology annotation, molecular function: neurotransmitter receptor activity; GABA-A receptor activity; extracellular ligand-gated monoatomic ion channel activity. Gene Ontology annotation, biological process: signal transduction; monoatomic ion transmembrane transport; nervous system process. Gene Ontology annotation, cellular component: synapse; neuron projection; membrane. The transcript has 5 exons. The record is from RefSeq and is a predicted model, not a curated record. Bases 45 to 629 code for a protein of 194 amino acids. NCBI's taxonomy places the organism in Eukaryota, Metazoa, Chordata, Aves, Passeriformes, Tyrannidae.
CCGAGUUCCAUCGCCUGUCGCGUCCCCCCUGAGCUGUCGCCGGGAUGGGGGCGGCGGCCGGGCGGGCCGCACCGCGGGAGUUGCUGCUGCCGCUGGCGCUGGCCGUGGCGUGCGCGGCGCGCAGCGCCGACGGGCCCAGCAACAUGUCCUUCGUGAAAGAGACGGUGGACAGGCUGCUCCAGGGCUACGACAUCCGCCUCCGCCCCGACUUCGGAGGUCCACCCGUGGACGUGGGCAUGCGGAUAGAGAUCGCCAGCAUCGACGUGGUCUCGGAAGUCAACAUGGACUACACCCUGACCAUGUACUUUCAGCAGUCCUGGAGGGAUAAAAGGCUCUCCUAUUCUGGAAUACCUUUGAACCUAACUCUCGACAACAGAGUGGCUGACCAGCUCUGGGUGCCGGACACAUAUUUCCAAAAUGACAAGAAAUCAUUUGUCCAUGGGGUGACAGUGAAAAACCGAAUGAUUCGACUCCAUCCAGAUGGGACAGUCCUUUAUGGCCUACGGAUUACAACGACAGCCGCUUGCAUGAUGGACCUACGCAGAUAUCCUCUGGAUGAACAAAACUGCACACUAGAAAUUGAAAGUUGUAAGUUACUGGUGGGAGAGGGUUGGCCAAAUGACAGCUGAGAACUGAAAGACAUUGACAGGUUAGGCAAGACAGGAGCAAGUUGUUCAAAUACAGUGUGUCCAGUGAGCUUGCACACUGAACAUACCCAAUGUAUUUCUAUAAUACAUAAGCCAAAAUAUGUUUCAUUCACCAUGUUGGUUGAUCCAAGAUUGUAAGGUGUCUUUCACAAUCUCUUGUCGAGCAAGGGAGUUUAUUUCUUUAUGAUUAGCUCCGAGGACAGCAACUGAGUACUGUCCAUCUUCAGUGCGUAAUCACUGCAGAACCUGAACUAACUAUUUCACCUUGGUGCAUUCAUCCCUAACAUCAAGACUAACAUCUGUCACACAUGGUGGUGGCAGGAUUGAUCAGUUGCUUUCACCAAAUCACUUGGAGGUUAUAAGAGGAAACAACUUGAUCCUUCAAGACCAAGGUUAAUGAGGGCUCUGUCAUUGUCUUCCAUGAGCAUAGGAACAAGGUGUGCAUUUACAAAUUUUUGUCAUUAAUAUAGUCUCUAUAUCCUUU